AUGGCUUUCUCUUCUCUCUUGACUAAUUGGAGAAUACGAGGUCUUGGUUUCUUUAAGAUUUUAUCUAAGAAACUUCUUCUUCUUCAACAAUGGCGACUUGAAUUGAUUUCUGCUCUCUCUCAUGUGUCAAACUCGUUUCACCUAUGUAGCAUCGAGAUUCCGAGACCUCUACCUUCAAAACCUUAUGGACAUGGAACUUUAGUUUCUUUACAAAACACGAGACCUCCACUUCCAAGAUCUUAUGGACAUGGAACUUUGGUUUCUUUACAAAAGCACGUUUGUAGAGACCUCCACCUCCAAGACCUUAUGGACAUAAAACUUUUACCAAAUUCCUGAGAUAAUCGAGAUCGAAUUGUUUAAGAAACUUCUCUCAAAAGUUAUGGAGACGUGGAGAAAGAGAGGCGCUACAAAUCAUGAAGAGAGAGAGAGAGAGAGGGAGAGAGAGAGAGAUUUUAUUUAUUUUGGGUAAGGAUCGUGGAAGAGGAAUAACAAGAAAGAGAAAUUGAGAAUUAAAAACAUAAAUAUUGAAUUGAGAGUAAAAAAAUCUAA
Messenger RNA from Arabidopsis thaliana (thale cress), 549 nucleotides. RefSeq lists its product as uncharacterized. The coding region runs from base 1 to 336 and encodes 111 amino acids. The record is from RefSeq and is marked reviewed. The transcript is spliced from 5 exons. NCBI's taxonomy places the organism in Eukaryota, Viridiplantae, Streptophyta, Magnoliopsida, Brassicales, Brassicaceae.